AUGUCUAAGCUAUCGGGGGAAAAGCCCCCUCAACGCGGCUUUUCGGGGCUAACGUGUGCCAUUGCUGCUGUGGUUUGUUUGGCGACAGGAUAUUAUUCUGGGCGUCAAGAAAUCCCACGGUCGCUGGUUGAUGGCCCUUUAGUCCAAGUUCAGCCACUGCGCGAUCCUGUUGAGAAUUUGCAACAAUGCGCAAUCGAUAAUUUACUCGGCACGGGUCUCCCUUUCUUGGAAAAAGCUUCGCCUAUUUCUCUUGUCGAUUUUGAGGAGCGCCGAGAUCGCUUGGCAAAUGCAUUGGUCGCCGAGGGCGUUGAUGCCUUUGUUGUAGAGCCGGGCUACACAUUUAAGUACUACGGUAAUGUGAGCCAGCCAGAAUGGGAGGUGUGGGAGCCCGAGGAACGCCCGUUCUUGAUGGUUGUCCAUCCACAGCAGGAUGACCAGGGCAUUGUCACUGCCAAUACAACCUUUUUGUGCCCAUCCUUUGAAGCCGAGCGAGCCCGGCUGCUGGGAAUGCCAUUUGACGGACCUAUUCAAAUUGUCCCAUGGGAGGAGCACUGGGAUCCAUAUGCCACACUCCAGCAAGCGAAUGUGUUCAACCUUCAACGGCCGCCUCGACUGAUGGUCGACGAAGAGAUGCGUGAUUUCAUCCAAAGAGGACUCAGCACUGCUGGAUUCGAGGUGGUAGGUCUCAAAGGCCAAGUUGAAGAAGUGAGACAGAUCAAGAGUGCCAGCGAAAUUGAAAUUUUGCGCGCAGUCAACACCGGUACAGUUGAAGCUGUUCGGCAAAUCAGGAAAUGUCUUUCCCCUGGGCUCACCGAGAGUGACAUUGCCCUGGCGCUCGACAAUGCCCUGCGCGCGGCCGGGAUGGAGCCAUUCUUUGAUAUUGUCCUGUUUGAUGAGAAUGCUUCUAACCCCCAUGGAGGGACCAAUGGCUCUAAAGUAUUGGAGCCUGAGACUUUCGUUCUCAUCGAUGUUGGGGCCCAUCUCUAUGGAUACUCGUCGGAUAUCUGUCGCACGUUCUUCCCUCCAUUCCUUGAGAAACCAUCAGAGGGUGACUCACUGUCACCGCGCAUGGAGGAAAAACUCAAAGUCUGGGAUAUCGUUUUCGAGGCACAAACCAAUUCCAUUCACCAAAUGCGAGAGAAUGCGACCGCCGCCAGUGUGGACAUCGCUGCUCGUGAGGUCAUCACAGAAGCAGGAUACGGAGAGGCCUUUACUCAUCGCGUUGGUCACGGAAUCGGAAUCAAAGCCCACGAAAGCCCAUAUCUCAAUCAAGGUAAUGUGAAGAGCCUACUCAAAACUGGAAUGACCUUUACCUCCGAGCCCGGAGUCUACUUGGUCGACAACUUUGGUGUGAGACACGAGGAUGUGUUGUUAGUUCAAGGUGACGAGGAGCCUAUUCUUUUGACUGGAACACGCGCCGGUGGCCCCUGGGAUCCAUAA
This is a messenger RNA of Penicillium olsonii, 1440 nucleotides long. The record is from the annotation of a GenBank genome assembly. Lineage: Eukaryota; Fungi; Ascomycota; Eurotiomycetes; Eurotiales; Aspergillaceae.